Babesia microti strain RI is the source of this 864-nucleotide messenger RNA. RefSeq lists its product as hypothetical. The transcript has a single exon. NCBI's taxonomy places the organism in Eukaryota, Apicomplexa, Aconoidasida, Piroplasmida, Babesiidae. The record is from RefSeq and is a predicted model, not a curated record. Bases 1 to 864 code for a protein of 287 amino acids.
AUGAACGUGGAUAACGUUAAAGAAAGAUUGUUUAACACACUUGCCGAGAAAAUUUUGAAGUUUGGCGAAUGCAAUGAGCAGAUUGAUGACUAUUUGUACCGCAAGCUGAUCGGAGACAUCGUUGACACUGACUACAAAACAAAAGUGACAACAAAUUUCACGGUAAAAUCACAAGUUUCGGUUGAUCUAACGAAAAAAUCAAGCAAAGACCCAGAGUUAAACGAAUACAUAAGGAACAGUCUGUCCCAAAACGAGCCCAAAACUGACAAAUUCGAUAAUUUAGCGAGAUUGGAAACAUUUCAGGUGGAUGAGUUUGAUUUCCCUACUAACUCCGCAUACAAUAGCAGGUUUACGGGCGCGAAUGCCCCAAAAUUUGCUGGAAAAUUCAUGAUUACAGAUUCGUACUUCGGCCCCCAAAAUCCCAAAUCUGAGGUCAAUAAGGUGAACAGGCGCCAAGAUAAUCACGUAUUUCACACAGAAACCAUUACAACAGAAUCAAUAGACUCAUUUGGACACACCGAAAACCAACCACUUGCCAUUAACACCAGCCCGGCACUGGAAAGAUCUAUAAAAUUAGCAUGGCAAAGAAAAAACUCAUCAGUUGUACACAGAAACAUACCCUUCGGCGAUAAUGAGGCAUCUUCAAUAAGAAUGGACACAUGCUUUGACGAGGGGUACCCAAUAGUGUACCUAGCGGCAAACGCAGAGAUGGCCUUCAUAGACAUAUACCAACUCACAAAUACAUUUGGCCAGGAUAAUUCAGGGGAUAGACUGGCCAAAUGGGCCAUUCCAAAGGCCUUUAGACAUCAUUACGAGGCCGUAGAAUCGUUGAUGAGGUGGUACAUGUCCCACCAAUCAACUUGA